ACAGCCAUGAAAGUGUGAGCCAUGACGAAACUGGAGAGAUGGGGCUUUAACCAGAUGCAAGAGCAAUCUGAGAGCUGAGAGCUCACUUCAACGUGAGACCCCAGUCUGAGAGCAAGAAAGAACUUCCAUCUUGAGGUAAAAAGGCCGUUGGGGACCUGGGGUCCAGGAGGAGGAAUGGGACGGUUGACAGGACAGGCUUCUCAACCCUGAGAAACCUGCUUUUUGGAGGGAAAUGUCCUCUGCCCUCUGGAACCUGGGGAGAAUGAAUUUUUUUUUUUUUUUUUUGAGAAGUCUCGCUCUGUUGCCCAGGCUGGAGUGCAGUGGCACGAUCUCAGCUCACCGUAUCCUCUGCCUCCCAGGUUUAAGCAAUUCUCCUGCCUCCGCCUCCUGGAAACUUUUAAAACUAAAUUAAACUUUUAAUAAUCAUUGUAAUCUCCCAAGCCAUCACUGACCGAGGAAAAACAGAGCAAAAUAGAAAUGGGUGGGAAGCUGGGGGUGGUGGUUCAGGCCUGUAAUCCCAGCACUUUGAGAGGCCAAGGCUGGAGGAUUGCUUGAGCCCAGGAGUUCAAGACCAGGCAGGGCAGCAUAGGGAGACCCAAUGCAAAUAAUUUUUAAAAGUUAUCGGCCAGGCAGGUGGCUUACACCUGUAAUUCCAGCACUUUGGGAGGUCCAGAUGGACGGAUCACUUGAGGUGAGGAGUUCGAGAGGUUACUUCUGCCUGCCGGACGAGCACGCUGGUUCCAUGGGCAUUCAGGGGUCCUGGCCCCAUUCUGACACUGCUCAAAUAGAGGAACUCUGCUAAUUACCAGAGGAAAGUCACCAAAGUUAGAUCAAGGUUCUGCCGGAGCCCUUCAAGACCUGGGCUGAGACAAGCCGGGAGGCUCCACAGGGCUGGCAGCCGGCCCUGUGGGGCACAUCUGGGGGAAGUUCAUGUCCUAGGUGGUGUGCUGUGGGGGUGAUGGAAAUAACAGAAGCUUCUAGCCACUGGUGUGUUUUGGACAAAGUAAACCUGGAAAUUUCAGGAUUAAAAAAAUGAUUUAGAAAUCAUUUUCCCAAGUUCCAUCAUUGCACACUUCAGUGGAAAGACCUUUAACCAAAGAACCAGGAGAUCUGGUUGCCUCAGUUUCCCUACUUAUAAAACGAGGAGGCUGGUCAGCAGGAGUUCUCACUGCAGGUCCAUGGACCUCCAAGAAGUUCGUGAACAGAUUCAUUCAUGGGAUUUGUGAAUUUGGGGAGAAAAUAUAUCUGUAUUUUCACUAAUCUUAUUUUAUUUUAUUUUUUGAGACAGAGUCUCACUCUGUCGCCAGGCGCCAGGCUGGAGUGCAAUGGCACAAUCUCAGCUCACUGCAAUCUCUGCCUCCUGGGUUCAAAAAUUCUCCUGCCUCAGCCUCCUGAGUAGCUGCAACUACAGGCGGGCACCACCAUGCCCAGCUAAUUUUUGUAUUUUUAGUAGAGAUGGGGUUUCAUGUUGGUCAGGAUGGUCUCGAUCUCUUGACCUCGUGAUCUGCCUGCCUCAGCUUCCCAAAGUGCUGGGAUUACAGGUGUGAGCCACCACGCCUGGCUUUUCACUAAUCUGUAAUUGAAAGUUAGCACUUGUUUCAGUUAUGAAUGUAGACAAGGAACCACAAUAGAAUUUGCCAUCAGUAGAAAAGACAAAUAUUUUCAAAUCUCAUUACAGUUGUUACAGAUUUCUCCAAAUGUCCUUAACACUCAGCACUACUACAAAAUUGUGACAGUUACUAGGCUGAUGCCAGAUCUAAAGAAGCACCUGUACUGCCCUAUCACACAUUCUUCUAGGGUUUAUUUUUUUUUUCCCCAAAAAGAUGGGGUUUCACCAUGAUGGCCAGGCUGGUCUUGAACUCCUGACCUCAGGUGAUCCACCCAUCUCGGCCUCCCAAAGUGCUAGCAUUGCGCCCGGCCUCUUCUAGGGUUUUGACAACUGUCUUGUUAUAAUUUGUUUCCUUUGUUAGCCCAUGUAUCUUAUUAAUUUUUAAGUGUUAUUCUGAGAAGGGGCUCCACGUGCCUUCCCAGACCACCAAAGGGGUCCACGGCGCCUUUACGUCAGGUGCCUACUUGGGUGUGUUGAGCAGGAAGCCUGGGAUCUGACAUGUGCCUCCAGCGCCCCCCAACCUCUGUUUCCUAACAAGUCUGGUUCUACUCAGGCAGCUGGGGUUGUGGAGAUUGAACAAGGAGCCCCUUCACAGCUGCAAAUGAGAUCUUUCUGGGCAUCUUUGUAUACAGAGGUAUUUGUGGAGCUCAGAGCUGACCUUCCAGCUCCUCUGAGGGGUUAGAUCCGGGCUCCGAUGGCAGGGGAAGUGGAGUCUCUACUUUGUCAUCUUGUCCCCACCCUCCCCAGAAAACCUGUGGCAAGGCUUUCUGUGUCAUCCGACCGUCACCACAUUUCCACGAGGGAGCUUUAAACACAAGAGGAACGUGAGGCUGGGCGAGGUCCAGGCAUGUGCCACAGGUCACACAACGCUGGGAUUUGACCCCAGGCGCCCGGGAGACGCCAGGACCCCCACCGAGGCGUCUCUCACCUGAAGGUGCAGGAGGGAGGGGAGCGUUUCCCGCUGUCUGCGAGCGUUCGCCUGGGAGGCCCCGGGCCCCGCGGAAUAUCAAAGGUGAGGAUGCCAACUCCACGGGCACCCUCCUCCCUGCCCGCGCCGGGGCUUGCGACGUUUUAAGAGGGGAGACUCGCCCCUGGCGUGUGUGCCCUGGAAAGUUCACAAACUUCUCACGACCCCCCCACUCCUCGCACUGAGGGCCAGGUGCCGCUCUAGCACAUACUGGGUCCCCAGGGCCCAGCAGGCCCAAUUUCGCACCCGCUCGUCUCCUCUGCUAGUUUAGCUUUUCCUGGCUAGCCCCGAUGCCCGCGGGACGCUCCACGGCGCGAGUGACGAACGCGGGGCGGGCUGGGGUCACCCCGGCUGCGGCUGGAACACAGCGCCCUCUAGCGGGACGCGGGGCGGGCUGGGGUCACCCCGGCUGCGGCUGGAACACAGCGCCCUCUAGCGGGACGCGGGGCGGGCUGGGGUCACCCCGGCUGCGGCUGGAACACAGCGCCCUCUAGCGGCCACGGUGCGGAAUCGGUGCUGCCGGCCACCGUCACCCUAGGGUGUCCCCUCCCGGGCACCAAGGUCACUUCCCACAGCAUCCCCGUCCCGUGACCCCGCCGGCCCCCAGCGCGGCUGAGGGGUCCACGACGGACUUACACGCUCCUCUUGAACUCGGGCCUCGGCACCGCGAAGCCUGGCCGCUCCAGCGGGCUGACCGCUGCAUCCGCGCUCCGAGCCGGGCGCCGCUCCCUCCGUGGAAGCCGGGCCUACCCCACGGCCCUCCCAUCCCCGCUGCCCCAGUCCCGUAGGAAACACGCCUAGAGGAGGAACACGACCUUCUCAGCGGUCCACAGCUACCUAGUGCGGAGCCAGGACUGGAACCCCGACCUCAGCCCACUCCCCGCCUUCACGCACCACCGGGUUAGAGGCACCAGCUCCCCAUGGCCCACUAACUUCUGUGAAGACCUAACUCGUCGCUGUCCUGCAGCCUUUCCGCAUCCUUCAUGCAGAAUUUCCCCUUUCCUGCUUCUGCCACUUUAUGACCUUCUUACCGUUCUUCGUACGGUCGUUCUUGUGUCGCAGCUGAUCGUGAAUGGAUGAGAGGCUGUGAGGAGAGGGCCAAGGGGGACCCCAGGAGAAAGACUCCUAAGUUGGGUUAGAAUUCUGCUCCCCAAAUUAGGAGCUGUGCCACAAGGCCUCUCCAAGCCUCUAUAUGCUUCGUACAAAUAAUACAUUUUUAAAAAUAAUAAUGGCUUAGUGUUUAAUAAGGACUAAACACCGUCUCCUGCAUGUGGAUGUCCCUGGAACACUGUCCGUGGAUUCCAGUAUAAGAAAGCAUAAAAACAAUCAUAGCUAGCCGGGCGCGGCGGCUCACACCUGUGAUCCCAGCAGUUUGGGAGGCCGAGGCGGGUGGAUCACGAGGUCAAGAGAUCGAGACCAUCCUGGCCAACAUGGUGAAACCCCGUCUCUACUAAAAAUAGUAGCCGGGCGUUUGGCACGUGCCUGUGGUCCCAGCUACUCGGGAGGCUGAGGCGGAAGAAUCCCUUGAGCCCGGGUGUGGCCGGGGGGGCGGAGGUUGCAGUGAGCCGAGACUGCGCCACUGCGCGGCGCCUGGCGACAGAGCAAGACUCUGUCUCAAAAAACACAAUCAUAGCCAGCGUUUAUUGAGCCCUUAUUCCCAGCCAGGCACUACGGUAAGUAGUUUACAUAGGUUAAUUUGGCCCUCACAACCCUAGAAGGCAAUAUUUUGUCACCAUUGUACAGGUACACUCCUUUUCAGAGACGUUAAGAAACGCGCCCAGUAUUACACAGAUAGUAAGUGUUAAAGCCAGAUCUCAAACAGGCAGGUCUGACGCUAGACACGAUUAAAGCACCACAACAUCUGCCUCUGCUGUGCCAGUGAGCUCUCCGUGCCUCGCGGUGCCUGACACAUUACACAUGCUCCGUGUUUGUAAAAUAGGACUAUUUAUUAAGGGCUGAGCAUACUGCCUGGCCCAGAAACCUAAGGAACUUGACCUUGUCAUGCAACUAUUAAGUUUUAGGACCAGGAUUUGAACACACUCUGGCUCUAGACUCUGCUUUUUAACCACAAUCCUGGACUGAAUGAAUCUUCCUCUUUGAAUCAAAUGAUGCUUUGUCACUCAAUAUUCCAUGUUUCAUUUCAAGAGUCACCAGGACAUUCCGGUGUAGCAUGAAGUUAUAACGCGAGAGAGGGGUCAAGAAGAGGUCAAGGCUAGGAAAGGACAUUGGGGCCGCACCAUGGGCUGCUGCGGCUGUUUUGUUGGUACGGUGACAAAUGCAUAGGUAAGUACAGACAGAAUUAACAAUCGUCUUUACGUAGGUUUUCAGUCACGUUCUUUAGCGGUACUUUCUAGUUUUUAUCCUAUGGGUCCUAUUUGGAAUCGUGUUACAUUUUUCUGGACAUUUUACGGGUUUUUUUGGUUGCUACAAUGAAUGGGACUUUUUCCUAUUAGCAUAUUUUCUGACUCAUAAUUAUAUUUAGGAAAAUUAAUAUCUUAUGUAUUCAUAAGUACCUUAUUAAAUUAUAUUUAUUUAUAUACAUUAUUUUAGUUUAUUAUUUUAUACAAAUUAUAAUUACAGAACAUUCUAUUCUGUGGAUAUGCAAUAAUUUAUUCAGCCAUUCUUCUACCAAUGGGGUCUUCACCUGUUUCUUUUUUGUGUGGGAGCGGGAGGGGGACAAAGCUUUGCUCUGCUGCCCAGGCUGGAGUGCAGUGGUAUGAUCUUGGCUCACUGCAAUCUCCACCUCCCAGGUUCAAGCAAUUCUCUUGCCUCAGCUUCCUGAGUAGCUGGAAUUAUAGGCAUCUGCCACUAAGCCCGGCUAAUGUUUGUAUUUAUUUUUAAUAGAGCCAGGGUUUCAUCAUGUUGGCUAGCUGGUCUCAAACUCCUGACCUCAGCUGAUCUGAGCACCUCAGCCUCCCAAAGUGCUGAAAUUACAGGUGUGAGCCACCACACCUGGUCUUCACCUGUUUCUAAUUUUUUGGUAUUAUCAACAAUGCUGCAGUGAAUAUUCUUGUACAUAUAUACUAGCACACUCAUGCUUUUAUUUCUGUAAGCUAUAGCCAAAGGGACAGGGUAUGCUCAUUUUAAAGGUUAAUAUAUAAUGAGUAUUCCCCCAAAGCGCCGUAACAACGUAUAGUUCUACCUAGAGCGAAUGAUUUACCCCAUUCCUCCUUACCCUUACCAAAAUUGAAUUUAUCAACUUUUAAAUUUUUGUUCACUUAACAGGUGGUAAUUCUGAAAUUCUGAACUCUGAAUUUUUAAUUUGUACUUCCCUGAAAACUUGUAAGACUGAAAAACUUUUUAUUCCAUUUCCUCUUUUGUGAGCUGCCUAUUCAGAUACUCUAUCUUUUACUGUUUCUAAUAAUUCUUAAUUAAGUUUCUUGGGUUUUCCAGAUGUAAGUUAUAUCACAUAAAAAUAGUAAUAAUUUUGCCUUAAGAUUUCCAAUAUGGAUACCCUUUGCUUUAUUUUCUUGUUUAAAUGUAAUGUCAGACACUUCCAGAACAAUGUAAAAUAACAGAAAUAAUAGGAAGCAUCUUUGCCUUGUUCCUAAUAUUAAUAGAAAUUAUCCUAUAUUUGACCAUUAAAUGUGAUGCUGAAAUUUUAUCUAAGAUAUACAUUUCACCACUAUAUUGACUAGUAUUCAUCCAUUACCACCUCACUUAGGAUUUCAGUGGGAAUUAAUGUAAGAUUUUAUCAGAAGGUAAUAUUGACUUUCUUUUUUGAUCCAGUAGUAUGUUAUUAAUAGAAUCCUAAUAUUAAAUUAUCCAAGAAUUUCUAAAAAUGAAACCUCAUUCCAUUUGUCAUGGUGCAUUACAUAUAUAUAUAUAUAAUAAUUAUUGUUUUUUUUGAGACGCAGUUUCGCUCGUUACCCAAGCUGGAGUGCAAUGGCAUGAUCUCGGCUCACCGCAACCUCCGCCUCCUGGGUUCAGCCAAUUCUCCUGCCUCAGCCUCCUGAGUAGCUGGACUACAGGCACGCGCCACCAUGCCUCAGCUUCCUGAGUAGCUGGAAUUAUAGGCAUAUUUUUUUUUGUAUUUUUAGUAGAGACGGGGUUUCACCUUGUUGACCAGGAUGGUCUCGAUCUCUUGACCUCGUGAUCCACCCACCUUGGCCUCCCAAAGUGCUGGGAUUACAGGCUUGAGCCACCGCACCUGGCCGGUGCAUUAUAUUUUUAAUAUCUUGCUGGAUUGGUUAGUUGAUUUUUGUAUGUGUGUAAUUUUUGUUUGUUUGUUUUUUUGAGACAGACAGGUUCUCAGUGUCAACCAGGCAGAGUGCAGUGGAGGUCAUACCUCUCUGCAGCCUUGAACUCCUGGGCUUCUCCGACCUAAACCUCUUUAGUAGCUGGGACUACAGGAGACUGAAGCCAAGAAUACCAGCAGAGCCAACAUUUGCUUCAAGUUCCUGGGCCUGCUGACAGCGUGCAGGAUGCUGAUGGAACCUGGCAGAGGCUGCUGUGCCCUGGCCAUCCUGCUGGCAGUUCUGGGCAUCCAGUCUGGUGGGGGCAUGAACAUCACCAGCUCAGCCUCCCGGGAGGGAACGAGACUACACUUAAUCUGUACUGUGUGGCAUGAGAAAGAAGAGGCUGAGGGGCUUAUAGUGUUUCUGUGCAAGGACAGGUCUGGAAACUGUUCUCCCGAGACCAGUCUGAAACAGCUGAGACCUAAAAGGGAUCCCGGGAUAGAUGGUGCUGGUGAAGUAUCAUCCCAGCUGGUGUUCACCAUAAGCCAGGUCACACCAUCGGACAGUGGGACCUACCAGUGUUGUGCCAGAAACCAGAAGUCAGACAUCCGCCUUCAGGGCCAUUUUCUCUCCAUUCUAGUCACAGACACAGGGAACUACACAGUGACGGGAUCCAAACAACGGCACCACCUUGAGUUUGGCCAUAGCGAAGGCACUCUCAGUUCAGGCUUCCUACAAGAAAAGGUCUGGGCGAUGCUGGUCACCAGCCUGGUGGCCCUUCAAGCUUUGUAAGCCUUGUGCCAAAAUAAACUUUUUAAAAAGCUACAGGAAGAUAAGUCUGACUCUGGCUUAGUAUCUUUCUCGUUACAAUAUAGGCACAAAGAAGCAAGCGAUGGAGCACAGGGGGAGAGAUGCUAAGAUACCAAGAAUCUGUGGAAACAUACGCUGGGGCACAUCAGUGUGCGCCUUGAGUGUCCCUCCUCACUGUCAGAGCAAACCUGCCUCUGCCCUCCUAAGCUCCCAUACCUAAAACAGCUUUAACAAAGUGGCUGGUAUACCGGUCUCAAAUAUUGGAUAAAUACAUGCUUUUUUGUACCCCAGAAGAACUUUUCCUCUCUCCUCAUCAACACAGUAAAAUAAGUCAUGUCAAAAGAAAAUAAGAACACCAAAUUUGGGGGGAAGAAAUUUUUAUUUAACACUGUAAAGGAAAAAGAGAGAAAACAAGCAAAGAUACGUAGGACGGAAAGGAAGACAGCCAGACCCAGUGACCGACGUGGUAUGAAAACGAGGAAAUGCAGCCAGACCUUGACGUUCAACAGCAACCACACAGCACUGCUGGAGGAAGAGCAAGAUUUGUGCAGAGCAGAGCACCACAGACUACAACUGCCCAGCCUCAACUCAAUGCCUCUUAACCUCUUUGGUCAUUUCUCUCUGUAAAUAAAUGCCCAUCACAGGA
This is a messenger RNA of Callithrix jacchus (white-tufted-ear marmoset), 8210 nucleotides long. RefSeq names its product CD160 molecule (gene CD160). The record is from RefSeq and is a predicted model, not a curated record. Lineage: Eukaryota; Metazoa; Chordata; Mammalia; Primates; Cebidae. Gene Ontology annotation, biological process: regulation of adaptive immune response. Gene Ontology annotation, molecular function: transmembrane signaling receptor activity. Gene Ontology annotation, cellular component: plasma membrane.